AACACGGCCUUUUUCCCACCCUUCAUGUCUUGCAAUAUAUAUACCCUGUAUAUCUAUACUCCACUUCUGUCAACCACCAAUCCUCUUCUUGCAUUGAAACAACACUGCCCAGUUUUUCAUUAGAGGAAAAGCAGCGAGGAAUUGGUGAAUAAAACAGAGCUGAAGACUGAGAGGAAGUUAGAGGGGAGGGAAGAAAUGGCAACUGAUAAGGUGGUGGAGACUGUAAUUGUUGGGAAUUAUGUCGAGAUGGAAACUGAAGCGAAGCCUAAGGAGGGCAUGAAAAGCAGGAUUUCUAAACUCUUUUGGCAUGGUGGUUCUGUUUAUGAUGCCUGGUUUAGCUGUGCUUCUAAUCAGGUGGCUCAAGUGCUGCUUACAUUGCCAUACUCAUUUUCUCAGCUGGGGAUGCUCUCUGGCAUUCUCUUUCAGCUGUUCUAUGGUUUGAUGGGUAGCUGGACAGCUUAUCUCAUUAGCAUACUCUAUAUCGAAUAUAGAACAAGGAAAGAAAGAGAAAAAGUUGAUUUCAGGAACCAUGUCAUUCAGUGGUUUGAGGUUCUUGAUGGGCUCCUUGGAAAACACUGGAGGAACGUGGGUUUGGCAUUUAACUGUACUUUUCUUCUGUUUGGAUCUGUUAUUCAACUCAUAGCUUGUGCAAGCAACAUAUAUUAUAUAAAUGAUAAUCUGGACAAAAGGACUUGGACUUACAUCUUUGGGGCUUGUUGUGCAACCACAGUCUUUAUUCCUUCAUUUCACAAUUACAGAAUCUGGUCAUUUCUUGGCCUUGUAAUGACCACCUACACUGCGUGGUAUCUCAGCAUUGCCUCCCUCCUCCAUGGCCAGGUUGAGGGAGUUCGACAUUCUGGUCCAACCAAGCUGGUGCUGUAUUUCACCGGGGCCACAAACAUUCUCUACACCUUUGGAGGACAUGCUGUUACUGUGGAGAUCAUGCAUGCAAUGUGGAAGCCUCAGAAGUUCAAGGCUAUAUACCUGAUAGCCACACUGUAUGUGCUGACGCUGACACUUCCCUCGGCUGCAGCUGUCUAUUGGGCAUUUGGAGACAUGCUUCUUAAUCACUCAAAUGCCUUUUCUCUUCUCCCAAGAACUCCCUUCAGAGACAUGGCUGUCAUUUUAAUGCUCAUCCACCAGUUCAUAACAUUUGGAUUUGCAUGCACGCCUCUAUAUUUUGUGUGGGAGAAAGCAAUUGGGAUGCAUGAGUGCAAGAGCCUGUGCAAGAGAGCAGCAGCAAGAUUGCCUGUGGUCAUUCCCAUUUGGUUUUUGGCCAUUAUUUUCCCAUUCUUUGGACCCAUAAACUCUACCGUCGGAUCCCUCCUUGUUAGCUUCACUGUCUACAUCAUUCCUGCACUGGCUCACAUAUUCACCUUCAGAUCAGCCACUGCCCGAGAGAAUGCAGUGGAGCAACCAUCGAAGUAUUUUGGAAGAUGGGUGGGGGCAUAUACGAUAAAUGUCUUCGUUGUGGUGUGGGUCCUGGUUGUUGGGUUUGGAUUUGGUGGGUGGGCGAGCCUGACCAAUUUCAUCCACCAGAUUGACACAUUUGGGCUCUUCACAAAGUGUUAUCAAUGUCCACCACCAGCACUGCCAGCUUCACCCCGACCCCAUGGCCUCAACGCCACCGCAGCUGCUCCUCCACACCACCCCUUCAACCACACUCGCAGCCCUUAAUUUGUCUCACUGCCUGGAUUUGCUCAAUUCCAGGGGGUUCCCCUCAUGGAUUAACUAAAAUCGCAACCAUGCACGAACAUGUCAUCGUGUCAUUUGAACACUUUGGUCAUCUUUGUUACUUUAGGCAGUAGACGGAGAAGAUAGAAGUUGGAGUUAAAUGGAAAUUCACAAAUCACAUUAAUCUUUGGCUAGUAAAAUCAAUUCUGUAUACACACAAUGCCAUCCAAUUAUCUCUUUUUUUCUCCACUCUUUACUUUUCUCUGUUCAAACGCUUAGCCUAAUAAUUUUUCAGUAGGAAAUGAAUGAUAGAAAUAUGAAACUGAAAGCUUUCUAAUUGGGAUAUACUAUUAUGAAGUAACCUUUCCUUGUAUCAAGCAAGUAUAAGAUUACUGUUUCUAUAAAGGAAGCUGUAGCAAAUAGCCAAAAACGAGUUGCAGAACAGAGAAAGAAAAUGCUUCUUUGCAGUUCUCUAUUGCAAAU
Durio zibethinus is the source of this 2157-nucleotide messenger RNA. Its product is annotated as auxin transporter-like protein 5. Lineage: Eukaryota; Viridiplantae; Streptophyta; Magnoliopsida; Malvales; Malvaceae. The record is from RefSeq and is a predicted model, not a curated record.